Molecule: messenger RNA, 1563 nt
Organism: Metarhizium album ARSEF 1941
Lineage: Eukaryota; Fungi; Ascomycota; Sordariomycetes; Hypocreales; Clavicipitaceae
Product: MFS transporter
Exons: 4
Coding region: 1-1563 (520 amino acids)
Biological process (GO): transmembrane transport
Cellular component (GO): membrane
Molecular function (GO): transmembrane transporter activity
Source: RefSeq, a predicted model, not a curated record
AUGACUUCUGAAGAUGAGCGUUGGCAUCGCCAAGCCUUUGGUGGUACUCCGGAAAGAGAAGCCGACGAUUAUUUCGGAGUUGUCCCAACUGAAGAGUCGCCUCUUCUUCACACCGAUCUGCCGCCAGAUGUCGUGCCGGACAAGCCCUUCCAGCACCUGGUUCUGAGCGUGUGCGUGCUCUUCCUAUUCGUCGUUGAAGUCAGCAUGUUCGUCAUGCAGCCGCCGUUGCAGCAAGUGAUGGAGGACCGUGUCUGUGGCGAAAUUUACCCAGAUCAUCUGGUUGGCACCAUGUCGGAGACUGAUGACCGUUGCAAAGAUAACACAGUCCAGAAAGAGUUGGCCAUGCUGCGAUCAUGGGAAGUAUCAGCCGAGAUGUUUGUUCCCUUCUUUGUGCAGAUCCCGUACGGCAUCAUUGCCGACAAGUAUGGCCGGCGACCCGUCCUAUUCCUGGCUCUAUUUGGGGCCGUCCUGCAAACCGCUUGGAUCCUCUUAGUUUUGGGAGUGCCGAAACACUUCUCUGUCUGGUCAAUAUUGUAUGGCAACAUGGCAUAUUUCAUCGGAGGAGGCGGGCAAAUGGCGGCAGCUAUGGUAUGGACGCUCCUCGCAGAUGCCAUCCCCAUGGCCGAGCGCACGAGUGUCUUUUACCUUCUUCAUGCCAUGAUUCUCAUCCUGGGAGUUCUUGUAAACCCCAUUGCCGCUCUGCUACUCAAGACCAAUCCCUGGAUUGCACUUUGGUUGGGGUUUGCCAUUCUUGUGGUUGGUGUCUUUGCCUCGCUGCUAGUCCCAGAAACGCUGGCGCUGCGUCAAAAGGCGGAUAGCAAGAGAUGUCGAGGCGGAAUUGUCGAUGGUGCGAUUCAUGCCAACUAUAGCCCUCGAAAAUCCCGGGUUCAGCAUGUCGUAUUUACGAUGAAGAACGACAUGGGCCACGUCUGGCGCUUUAUUUUUGCUUCCAAGAGCGUCAUGAUUCUUAUAGUUGCCUACACGAUCAACUUCCCAAUCAAGCUCAACCAGACGUUCAAUUUGCUGCAGUACAUGACCAAAAGGUUCGACUUGGCAUGGUCAACGGCAACGUAUAUUUCCACGGUCAGCAACGUGACAGCGGCGGUUGUGCUUCUCGUAGUAUUGCCAGCGGGCUCCUGGGUGCUGGCGAAUAAGUGCAAGGAAGGGCCUUUGAAAAGAGAUUUGAUCUUGACUCGCAUGUCUGUAGUCUUUAUCAUGGCCGGUAGCUUUCUCAUAGCAAUGGCCCCUACCGUGUGGCUGUUCAUCGCUGCUCUUGUCUUGACGAGCCUCGGCACCGGAUUUUCAACCCUUUGCAGAGCUUUGCUAAAUGCUGUUGUCGAACCUCAUACCGUCGCCACCCUAAAAACGACCGUGUCGAUGAUGGAGACUGUCAUGGGCCUUGUCAGCUCUCCAAUUCUAGGGUGGCUCCUCAGCAAAGGCAUAGAGCUUGGUGGAAUAUGGAUGGGAUUACCAUAUCUGGUCUGCGCAGUGCUUGCGGCACUCACAGGAGUCAUGAUGCUGGCAUAUAGAUUUCCAACAGGAUUCGCCCAGGCAUCUUCAUGA